UUUUCGAUGAACGGAAACACGUUAGCUUCUGAAAGCACAAUUGUUUAUCCGCAGAUCUCGCUAGGUGGCAUGAGAGAGACGAGUGUUAUUUUGUGAAUUUAAGCGGAACCAGCCUUUCAGGAGAGAAGGGAGCAGCCAGUCUGAACAGGCUGCCCUCCGAAGGGAAGAGCAGGAUGUAGGAAGAGGGAGCAUCGGGAGGCACGAUGGGCACUGGGGUUUAGGAUUGGUCCUUGGCUUUGUCAAUCACUUUGAAGGGGUUGAGAAAGAAAAGGAGGGUUGUUGCCGCAGCUCUUUUUCCUGCCGAUACCCCUAGAUGAGGAGGAGGAGGGGGGGGGAGAGAGAGGGAGAGAGAGAGAGAGAGAGGAAUAAAUCGUAAUAAAAAUACGGGAUAAGGAUUUUGAUGGGAGCACUCUGGUUUCCGCAUGAAGGAGGGAGGGGCUGAACAGGGAGAAAGUCAUCCCCUGGGACAACGUGGAGCUGCACACACGAAAAGCUGGGUUGACUGUGACUGGAGCUUGAAAUGAGAACAUAAGCCAGUGGUCCACUGUCCUUAAGAUGCCGAAGGAUGAAUGUGGAGAUGACCUGGGAGCCUGACAGUGACACUUGUGGUGCCAGAGAGGAUCAUUCUAACUGUAUUUCUGAGUGGGUUAGUCGGAAAAGCAGCCUUCAGCUGGAAGUAGAGGAAAACUACUCUCUGCCUCCCAGCCCUGAUUGCAGCUUUGAGGGGCCUUCUGGCCGACAGGAUCUCCCUGUAGAACUGCACUGUGACGAAGAGGAAAGUCACGAUAUAUACUGUCAAUGGAAUGAUUCAACCACAGCUGGGGUCUUCAUCACUUCUAGCACCAACUUUGACUUGCAGUGUGAAGAUGAAGACCUGGAGGUCCGUUCAUCUGAGCAUGCUAAAAGGGCUCAGGAAAAGAUAAGUAAGGAUCGUGAUGACAUCACAGUCACUGAUUCUUUUGAUGAUGAGGAGCUGGUGUCUGUGGCUGGAGAUACUUUGCCUUAUUGUUGCAAAGAGUGUGGAGAAAUUUUCCACAAUCUCAGUAGAUUGCAGGAGCACCAGGAGUGCCACAAGGCUGAGCGUUCAUACUGGUGCCCUGUCUGUGGCAAAGAGUUCUUCCGUACGGCCAACUUAAGAAUGCACAAACUCAUCCAUUUGAGUGACAGGCCAUACAAAUGUCCAGAGUGUGACAAGGGUUUCAUUCACAAAGUUGACUUCUGGAGGCACCUUCGAAAUGUGCAUAAGAUAGAACAUUCAAAAGCAUUGAAAAACAGGUCUUUAAUUAUAGUAUCUUCAAAGCAUCAGAACAAAAACAAUGAUGGUAUUGCCUCCCAGGUAUGUAAAGGGGAGCCAGAGAGAGAACAGCCUAAACCUUAUAUAUGCCCCACUUGCGGCAAGGGUUUUCGUACCUCUAACUUGCUCUCCAAACACAAGGUUGUUCAUCGGCAAGAUAAGCCAUAUGAGUGUCAAGAGUGUGGGAAAGCCUUUGUUCAGCUAGUCAGGUUGAAAAGGCACCAGAAAAUUCAUACUGGGGAGCGCCCCUUCCAUUGUGAAGAAUGCGGCGGAUCUUUCACACGCCUGAAUUCACUGCAUCGGCAUCAGCGGAUCCAUACUGGGGAGAAGCCCUACUCUUGCACAUACUGUGCCCAAGACUUCACAGAGUCAGGCUCCUUGAGAAGGCAUGAACGCCUUCACCAAAUGAAAACAUUGUAGGGCCACUGCACAAAUCACAUUUGGGGUGGGUGGGAAACAGAUAUACACUUAAGAUAUUCUCUGUGUACACCUUAAAAUGUAAAGUAUGACUGUAACAGAUGUGUCUCAUACAGAUACUUGUCAGGGAAUCACCAUUGGAUGCAGUUCACUGCUGAGCGUACUCUUGGUGGCAAGCCUAGGGUUUCCUCUGUGUAGUGGGUGAAAUGACCCAUAAUCUCCAACACUUGUAGGCUUCAGUCCAUUUCUUUUCACCCAUGCAAAAUCAUCCAGCAAGAUAAGGAAGCUGUUCCACAACUGUUCUCUUCCCCGUGUGUCUUGUUUGUCCUUGCUACAAGCUUGUGAGCUAGGUCGCUCAUAAUUUCAUCUGGGGAAACUUGAGACUUGACCGAGCUCCAAUGCAUGAUAUUUGGCUGCCCCAAGUACCUACACUGCACAACCCAGAAGUUGAUCCCAGCAUCCUAUGCAACAUUGCAAAGGAUUCUGGGGAACAUCUCUCAGAAUGAUUGCCCAGGGACUUAUUGGCACUUCUAAAAAUCUUGCUGGCCCAGAAUUGGCUUGGGUUUCUUGUGCAGUUAGCUGGCUCUGAUUCAGCUACGUAAUUGAUGAAGAGGGUUGCAACAGACAAAAAUAAGUGACAAAGCACAUCAGUACAAAAAUCUUUAAUAUGGCAUACAAGAUAGCUUCUCCUGAAAGUGCCUGCUGUUCUUCACAUGACAUUAUUUAAUGUUUCCUCUUAUUAAGAGGGGAGACUAGCUCACACAUCAGAGAUCAUUUGAAGAAUUAGGUGUGAGCAUUUCUCCCUUUCUGUAACUUACUAAGAGGGCAAGGUCAAAGCCACUGAAAAAGAAUUUAUCCUGAUGUGUUUCAAGCCAGAACUGCAAUCUUCUAUGCUAUAUUCAACAUUUCUGCAUCUCUGUGGUGUGCUGCCUGUUUCUGUAGCCAGACUUGACCCAGGUCAUCCAGUGACCGCAUGGACUAAGCAGACAUGUGAAUCCAGAUCUCCCAAUCCCCUAGACUUCAUCUCUGUCCACUGAGUCACACUGUCUCUUAAGCAACUAUGUGUUCUGAAUGUAUAGCUGAAAGCAUCUUCCCAAGGAAUGAUCUGUGUAACUUUUUUUUUUAAGGAAGUAGUGGUCCUUUAAAGGAUCUUUCUAAGUAAAGGUUUUGCUGAUUGACCUUGGAACAGUCAGUAAAAUAUAACCUCUACCGUUCAUUUAAAUCUCAUAAGCAUGGAAAAAUAUUUAAAGGUGGAAGCUAUCUUCAUGAUUCUAUGAAAUGUCAUAAUUUCCGUGUGUAUGUGAGAGAGAGAUAGAGAGAAACUCUUAGAUAACUUCUCUCAGCCAAUACCUUGCAGCACUUGCAGUCUGUCCAGCUGUUUGGCAUGAUGACCUCUGGAAAGAGUUCGUUGCAGAGCUGUGCAGUUAAAAAAAAACACUCUGUCUUCCUCGGCAUCCUGUGCUUUGAAUGAAAAUCUCUUCAUGUUGAAAGCAAUGACUAUAUUGGAUGUAAAGUGCAUCAUGUCUAAUAAAUGGAAUAGUUAAUAG
Messenger RNA from Rhineura floridana, 3258 nucleotides. RefSeq names its product zinc finger protein 16-like. Gene Ontology annotation, biological process: regulation of transcription by RNA polymerase II. The coding region runs from base 566 to 1714 and encodes 382 amino acids. Gene Ontology annotation, cellular component: nucleus. The transcript is spliced from 2 exons. The record is from RefSeq and is a predicted model, not a curated record. NCBI's taxonomy places the organism in Eukaryota, Metazoa, Chordata, Lepidosauria, Squamata, Rhineuridae. Gene Ontology annotation, molecular function: DNA-binding transcription factor activity, RNA polymerase II-specific; RNA polymerase II transcription regulatory region sequence-specific DNA binding.